Molecule: messenger RNA, 714 nt
Organism: Parnassius apollo (apollo)
Lineage: Eukaryota; Metazoa; Arthropoda; Insecta; Lepidoptera; Papilionidae
Source: the annotation of a GenBank genome assembly
AUGCCGCAAAACCGCUGUUGUGUACCUGGAUGUGUUGAAAGUGGAAAUUCCCAUUCAGUGCUGCAUGGAUUUCCAAAUCCCGAGAAUAAUCCAGAAUUAUUCAGAUCUUGGAUUUAUGCUGUGGGUGGUGACAUUCUUGGUUUAGAUAAUCAGUAUAUCUACAAACUUCGGCGUGUAUGUCAUGCUCAUUUUGAGCAAAAAUAUUGCUGCCGUUACAAUAGGAUUAGUAACAUAGCUGUGCCAACAAUUAAUUUACCUGGACCACUUGUCAUUCCAAAAUUAAAUGUUGUUGAACAUCGACCAUUGCAAGCUAAAGAGAAUUUGUUGCUUGUAACUCCAUCAAGCUCUAAAGAUCCUGUAUAUUUUGCAUCUGAGGUGGCUUCACAGCAAAGUAUUCACCAAAAUAAGGAAAAUGUUAUUUUAAUUGUUGGUGCAUAUAAGGUUAUUGGUGUAAGGAGACUGACCAAGCAUGUAACUGCUACAAAGUCUGAGGAGGAACUACACAGAAAGAUCAGAGCUUUCAAAAUUAAACUAGCGAAUGCCAGAAUAAGGUCUAUUAACAAAGUAGUCACUGAUAAAGAAUUAGAAGGUAGUGACGAUGGUAUGGUAAAGGAAGCUCUGAUGAAGAAAGAAAAUAGAAGUAGUAGAUCAGCCGCGGGAAAAGCUAGGAAAUUUAUAUCAGUUUGGUCUAGAGACCUUUCUAAACAAUCAUAG